Pichia membranifaciens NRRL Y-2026 is the source of this 243-nucleotide messenger RNA. RefSeq lists its product as hypothetical. Lineage: Eukaryota; Fungi; Ascomycota; Pichiomycetes; Pichiales; Pichiaceae. Gene Ontology annotation, molecular function: zinc ion binding; cullin family protein binding; ubiquitin protein ligase activity. Gene Ontology annotation, biological process: anaphase-promoting complex-dependent catabolic process; protein ubiquitination; positive regulation of mitotic metaphase/anaphase transition. Gene Ontology annotation, cellular component: nucleus; anaphase-promoting complex. The transcript has a single exon. The annotation marks the transcript as partial. The record is from RefSeq and is a predicted model, not a curated record.
AUGAAAAUCACCAUUAACAGCAUUACCCCAGUCUACUCGUGGCACUGGUCUGUUCCGGACGAUGAGCUUUGUGGUAUCUGCCGGAUCUCGUUUGACGGAACUUGCCCUAACUGUCUCUACCCCGGAGACUCGUGUCCGCUUACCAUCGGAACAUGCCAUCAUGCCUUCCAUCUCCAUUGCAUCGAGAAAUGGCUCCAACAAUCGUCCUCACGUGGCUUGUGUCCGAUGUGCAGACAGGCCUUC